AUGGAGCACCUGGGUCUCAAGUUCCCGGCACCGACCGGGGUCGGGGUCGCCCGGGGCGACCAAAAGGUAAGCCGCAGCUGCUACUUGAAGGCGUGCCGCCAGAUUGGUCAAAAGGACCUCCAGGUACAUACCAUCGCCGAGGAGGCAUUUCAGGAGGAGGUAGGUCGACCUCGGGCCGAGCCCGUGGUCGAGACAGAGGAGGUCAUCCUCGACCUCAGCCGACCCGACCGGGUUGUGAAGGUAGGGGUCGGCCUCCAGGCCGAGCUCCGGGCACGGAUAAUCAACACCAUCAGGAGCUACAAGGAGGUCUUUGCAUGGGGUCCCGAGGACAUGCCGGGCCUCAGCCGAGACGUGAUCACACACAAGUUGGCCGUCGACCCCGCGGUCAGGCCAAUCCAGCAGCGCAAAAGGUACCUCUCCGCCGAGAGGAGGGAGUUCGUCAAAAAGGAAGUCGACACACUGCUGGAGAUUGGUCAUGUUAGGGAGGUCACAUACCCCACCUGGCUGGCCAACGUAGUCCUCGCCCCAAAGCCGCCCACCUGGAGGAUGUGCGUGGACUACACCGACCUCAACAAGGCCUGCCCUGUGGACCCCUUUCCCCUCCCCAACAUCGAUCAGCUGGUGGACGAGACUGCAGGGUGUGCCCUUAUGAGCUUCCUAGAUGCGUUCAGGGGGUACCACCAAAUUUUUAUGGAGGAGGCUGACGAGGAGAAGACAGCCUUCACCACGCCAGAGGGGGUCUAUUGCUACAAGGCUAUGGCUUUCGGACUGAAAAAUUCAGGUGCCACCUACACCCGAAUGGUGGCCAAGGUGUUCAAGCAGGUCCUCGGUCGCAACCUCCAGGCCUACGUCGACGACAUGAUCGUCAAGAGCACCGACGCCGACCUCCACACAGAUGACCUUACCGAGGUAUUUUCAAUUAUGCAACGCUUCAAUUUACGGCUGAACCCCAAAAAGUGCACCUUCGGGGUGCACGGGGGGAAAUUUUUGGGGUACAUGGUCUCGAAGAGGGGCAUUGAGCCCAACCCCGACAAGGUCAAGGCCAUCCUGGACAUGGAACCUCCGAGGUCCCUCCGGGAGGUCCAGCGCCUCAACGGGCGAUUGGCAGCCCUGGGCCGUUUCCUUUCGAGGUCGGCCGAGAAGGCCGCGGUCAGCUCCGUGCUGGUCCGGGACGACGAGGGGGUCCAGCGGCCCGUAUACUACACGAGCCGAGCUCUACGGGGAGCAGAGAUCAGGUACACACCCGUGGAAAAGACCAUUUUUGCAGUAGAUGCGACGACAAAGAAGCUGAACCACUACUUCCAGGCCCACCCCGUACAGGUCCUCACCAACCAGCCACUAGACGCAGUACUGAGGGCCUCGGGGUCGGCAAGCAGGCUGGUCAGGUGGGCCAUGCGGCUGAGCCAGUUCGACAUCCAGUUCAAGCCCCGACCCGCCAUCAAGGGGCAGGCGCUGGCUGACUUUAUAGUCGAGUGCACUGCCCGGGAGGCAACGGAGCAGGUCAGGGACGAAGACGAGGAGUGGUGGACCCUCUCAACGGACGGGUCCUCCAGCACCAAAAGCUGCGGGGGUGGAGUCGUCCUCAUAACACCGGAGGGGUUUCGGGCCUACUACGCCCUCCGCUUCGCGUUCAAAUUGUCCAACAACGAGGCCGAGUAUGAAGCACUCCUGGGAGGGCUCCGCCUCGCACUAAAUAUGAGGGUGGAGAAGCUCAAAAUCCGAUGUGACUCUAGACUCGUGGUGGGACAGGUCACAGGUGAAUUUGAAGCAAGUGAUGAAAGAAUGAGGAGGUACCGGGACGUGGUGCUCCAGCUACUGGGGCAGCUGAUCAAUUAUGAGGUCCUACAGGUACCCCGAGACCAGAACACAGAUGCUGACAUGUUAUCCAAGCUCGCCCAAGGGGCCCCGGAACAUAUCUCCAAGAUAGCCCGAAUUGAAGAUUUCAAGAGGUCGAGCUUGGAUGCCUACCCGGUCCUACCCGUGCAAAUCCGACCUCCCUGCUGGUUGGACCACCUCAAGGAGUAUAAGAAGACAGGCACGCUACCUCCCGACGAGGUCGACGCCAAGCUGGUGAAACGGCGGGCCCCCACGUACGUGGUCAUGGGGGACAUACUCUACAAGAGGUCCUAUAACGGCGCCUUGCUACGCUGCUUGUACCCAGACGAAGCCAUGUCAGUCAUGGAAGAAAUCCACGAAGGGACCUGUUCAGCCCACCAGGGGGCCUUCGCCAUGUCCCGGAGGGCCAUCUUACAGGGGUACUUUUGGCCCAAAAUGGCCAAGGAGUGCGCCGACUAUGCCCGGGGUUGCGAGACCUGCCAACACUUCCAAGUCACCCCGGCCGGCCAGCCACGAGCUACACCCCCAUCAGCUCGGUCAUCCCCUUCUCCAGGUGGGGAGUGGACCUAG
Messenger RNA from Ipomoea nil (Japanese morning glory), 2406 nucleotides. RefSeq lists its product as uncharacterized. Bases 1 to 2406 code for a protein of 801 amino acids. The transcript has 2 exons. NCBI's taxonomy places the organism in Eukaryota, Viridiplantae, Streptophyta, Magnoliopsida, Solanales, Convolvulaceae. The record is from RefSeq and is a predicted model, not a curated record. Gene Ontology annotation, molecular function: RNA-DNA hybrid ribonuclease activity; nucleic acid binding.